Mauremys reevesii (Reeves's turtle) is the source of this 2251-nucleotide messenger RNA. RefSeq names its product claw keratin-like. Gene Ontology annotation, cellular component: intermediate filament. Lineage: Eukaryota; Metazoa; Chordata; Testudines; Geoemydidae. The record is from RefSeq and is a predicted model, not a curated record. The coding region runs from base 1057 to 1551 and encodes 164 amino acids. The transcript is spliced from 3 exons. Gene Ontology annotation, molecular function: structural constituent of cytoskeleton.
AAAAACAGUACUGUCACUUUAAAAAUGGGACAUCUGGUCAUCCUAGCAUUGGGGCCAUUGUUAUGUCAAUGGAAGCUGUGGGCUAUGUUAAACACAGCAGGUAUAUCCAUGGGAACAGGAAGAACCAGGAAAUGAAUGGCAUGAUACAGAUUCACAUCUGAGCUCAUAGGCCAAACUUGGAGAAGUGUUGAGACAAGUACUUCAAAAUGGUGGCAGACGGACUGGAGUGCCAAACUCUACAGCUGCAAGAAAGAACUCAGAGAACUGUGAGAAAGAUGCCACUUUGGAGCUGGGAAUAGGAUACGGCUCUCCAUGAAACGAUGGAAAUCUAGUCUUCCUACCCUGCUUUCUUUAUUUAUUCUUUAUUCUGACAAUUUUCUACUCCCCUUUAUGUCAUAUUCAAAUAUGUACUACUUCAUACUAUUGGUCUUCUGGUUUAAUUGUUCUUCCAUUCGUUAUCUUUUCAUGUUACCAAAGGUUCAUCCCACAGCCAUCUCAUCCUUCACCAAGAAUUCGCCUUUUUCAUCUCUGCUGGGCUUCUUGCUGGGCUCACUCAGCUGCAUUGUCUUACAAGACCUCCCUUUCUUGUCUGCUCAUGGAUGGAGAGGUGGUUUCUGACAGCGUACAGGUUCCAAGACUUAACUCAAACCCUUUGUACAAAACAGCACUGCUUCCUUUCCCUCUCCGCCACCCCUCUCCUUAACCUAUCAGCAAAUCUGCUCUAGGCAGUCCUUUGACAAUCCUUUGAUGACAGCCACAUGUGCUACUGAUGCCACCCAUAAUCACCAGUUGGCUCACGCAAUGUUAAGAUGAAAGACAACUGAAGAGUGCAACACGCAUAUCACACCCUGUGAGACUGAAAUUCAUCCAAAGGAGGACUUACAAAGGCAAUCAAGUUUGUUUGGUAACUAAUUAGGACCUCUCCCACAAACAGCAUCUCAGAUCCUCCAGGCAGUCCUAGGAACUGUAUAAAAGUGCUCACGACUCAGCACUCUUCUAAACAUUUCUCCGGACUUCAUCUCCUCGGUGAUUCGGGUUUACCUCCACCCCAGAAAGAUGACUUUCUCCAGCCUGUGCUAUCCAGAAUGUGGGGUGGCCCGACCCAGUCCAGUUACUGGCAGUGCCAACGAGCCGUGCGUUAGGCAGUGCCCUGACUCUGAAGUGGUGAUCAGACCCUCACCGGUUGUCGUGACCCUCCCCGGACCAAUUCUCAGCAAUUUCCCUCAGCAGAGUGAAGUGGCAGCCGUAGGAGCACCUGUGGUCGGAGCUGGUUUCGGAGGCUCAUUCGGUUUGGGGGGAUUGUAUGGCUAUGGAGGCCAUUACGGAGGAUUGUAUGGUUUAGGGAGAUUAGGUGGUUACGGGGGCCAUUACGGUUAUGGGGGAUUAUUGGGCUAUGGGGGACACUGCGGUUACCCGGGUCUUUAUGGUUAUGGGGGAUUAUUGGGCUAUGGGGGACACUGCGGUUACCCAGGCCUUUAUGGUUAUGGGGGAUUAUGGGGAUACGGAGGAUAUGGCCGUAGGUAUCUUGGUGGAAACUGGGGGCCAUGUUAAACCCAGCAGGAACAUCCAUGGAAGAAGGAAAAAACAGGAAAUGACCAGCAAGAUACAGAUUCACCCCUUACCUUUUGCGCAGGGCUUUCACAGGUGCUGGGCAAACAGGGCUCCAGCUGAACUCAGUGGGAGCUGUGUGUGCUCAGCACCUUGGGCUGACAGCCAUGCUGCAUUUCUAAUGUUACACUUUAUGACUCUUUCUGCAAAUGCUUUCCCAUCCAUAUGCUGAUUCUUUUAUUUACAUGUGGACUCAUUCUGAAUUACACGCAGGCUGUUUACACUAACCCUGCAGUGUGAAGGAAACAAGGGCCUUAAGAUAGGCAUAAUUUAUAUUUAUUAUCACUUUAAGCCCUUUUAGGCACCACAUGUUCUGUCCUUUCCAUCAAUAUGUACCUUUAACGCCUCACUUUGACCUUUGCGUGGCAGAUGUCUAAUAAAGAAGCUGCGUAGUCCUCUGCUUCUAUUUUCCUUUGUCUCAUUUCCCACCAACUGGGGUAAAACAAGGAAUUUAAAAUACUUACAAUGGGGACUUGUUUGUCAAUCUCUGCAGCUGCAGCCAAAAGAACAUCUGAAAUACACCCCACUGAGGUCUGCGAUUUGUCAGAGCCCUUUUUGAAACACUGGAAAUUCAUUCUUUCUGCUCUGUAGUAUUUCUUUCUGUAACUGUGUAUUGCCAAUUUAAUUUGCAUUAAAACUCUGC